AUGGCGUCAUUGCUGCCCGAAUGCAUUUUUUCUGGGGCUGAGCAGACUGUCGCAUCGCGAAUCCCCGCGUACGGCAAGCGUAAAGGCUAUCUUCCCCGCAAACCUGAGGACUUUGGCGAUGGCGGCGCGUUUCCCGAGCUGCACUUUGCCCAGUAUCCUUUGGGCAUGGGCUUGAAGGAUAAGCAGGGCAACUCCAAGGCUGUGGUACCUGUGCAAGUGGAUCAAAACGGCAAGAUUCGCUAUGACGCUCUGCUUCGCCAUGGUCAGCGUAGCGACAAGAUUGUGCACUCGACCUACGACAGUCUGGCUGCUGUGGACGUCACAAACGAUGAAGAACGUCGUCAGAUGCCCUCGGAAGACACGGUGGAAGAGACAACGCUAAAGACGAAACAAGCUUUGGAAGAGCUCGUCAAUGGCAAAAUUCAAAACGUUCGCACCACACACGUGGACAAGGUCAACCGAGAUGCCACCUACAUCCGCUACACGCCUGGACAGAUUGAUCAGCAGCACAACUCGGGUGCGCAGCAGCGCAUCAUCCGCAUGGUCGAUGUGCAGGUGGACCCGAUGCAGCCACCCAAGUUUCGCACAAACAAAAAGAUUCCCCGCGGCCCACCCUCGCCCCCGGCACCCGUGCUGCACUCGCCACCCCGCAAGGUGACGGCUGACGAGCAGCGCAACAUGCGCAUCCCACCGUGCAUUUCCAAUUGGAAAAACUCCAAGGGUUUUGUGGUGCCGCUGGACAAGCGCAUGGCAGCCGACGGCCGUGCGCUGCAGGAUGUGACGAUCAAUGACAAAUUUGCCAAGCUCUCCGAGGCCUUGCACAUUGCUGAGCGCAAAUCACGCGAGGAUAUUGCCAUGCGUCAAGACAUUCAGAAGCGGGCGGCCCAAAAGGAGAAGGAGCGCAAGGAAGAGGUGCUGGCCAACAUGGCGCGUCGGGCUCGUGAGGAGCGUGCGGGCAUCCGCCACGAGCUUGAGGACGAGGAUGAGGAAGAUUUGGAGCAGGUGGAGGCUCGCGAGCAGAUCCGUCGCGAACGCGAGCGUGAACGCCGCCGUCAGAUGAACAUUGCCAAUGCGGCGCCAGACAAGCGCAACCGCCUAAACCGGGACAAGGAGCGCGAUGUGUCGGAGCGCAUUGCUUUGGGCCUGCCGGCUCCCAGCGCCGCGCAGCAGAGUGGUGGCUACGAUACUCGUCUGUUUGGGCAGUCGCAGGGCAUGGAUGCAGGCUUCGGUGCAGAUGACGGCUACAAUGUGUACGACAAGCCGUUCCGUGGUGAACAAGCGCAAAGCAUUUACAAGCCCAGCAAGGUGGACAACGUGUCGGCGGAGGACGAGUAUGAAGCCAUUAAAACUACGGAUCGCUUCCGAGCCGACAAGGGAUUCUCGGGUACAGAGUCGGGCUCCAAGCGCGGCGCGGCGCCUGUGCAGUUUGAAAAGUCCAACGAUGACCUCUUUGGCCUCAAUUCUUUCCUGGAAGAGGCCAAGGAUGGCAAGCGCGGUGCUUCUGGGUAA
Monosiga brevicollis MX1 is the source of this 1509-nucleotide messenger RNA. RefSeq lists its product as uncharacterized. NCBI's taxonomy places the organism in Eukaryota, Choanoflagellata, Craspedida, Salpingoecidae. Bases 1 to 1509 code for a protein of 502 amino acids. Gene Ontology annotation, cellular component: spliceosomal complex. The transcript is spliced from 4 exons. The record is from RefSeq and is a predicted model, not a curated record. Gene Ontology annotation, biological process: mRNA splicing, via spliceosome.